ACAAAAUGUCUCUUCUGCCUCUUGUAUUGCUUCUCCUCCUCAUCACCAUGGCCGUGGCAACCCCUCUCCGCCCGGGGUUUUACUCAGAAACUUGCCCAGAAGCUGAAUUCAUCGUGCGGGAUAUGAUGAUAAAGGCCAUGAUUAGAGAACCAAGAAGCGUCGCCUCUGUUAUGCGCUUCCAGUUCCACGAUUGCUUCGUUAAUGGCUGUGAUGCAUCUUUGUUGCUUGAUGACACACCAACGAUGCUCGGAGAAAAACUGGCUCUUUCCAAUAUAAAUUCGCUAAGAUCUUUCGAAGUCAUCGAUGAGAUAAAAGAGGCUCUGGAGAAGGUCUGUCCGGGAACUGUUUCUUGUGCUGAUAUCAUAAUUAUGGCUUCCAGAGAUGCCGUUUCACUGAGUGGAGGACCCAAUUGGGAGGUGAAGCUAGGAAGGGAAGAUAGUUUGACAGCGAGCCAAGAAGACUCAGACAGUAUCAUGCCAAGUCCAAGAGCAAAUGCAAGUUUCCUCAUUGAUUUAUUUGCCAAAUUCAAUCUCUCUGUGAAAGAUCUUGUAGCUCUUUCAGGUUCACACUCUAUUGGGCAAGGCAGAUGCUUUUCAAUCAUGUUCAGGCUCUAUAACCAAUCUGGGUCAGGCAAGCCUGAUCCAACCAUUGAGCCCAAGUUCAGAGAAAAGCUAGACAGACUUUGCCCACUCGGAGGAGAUGAAAAUGUGACAGUAGAUCUUGAUGCAACACCUCAAAUAUUCGAUAACCAAUACUUCAAAGACUUGGCUGCUGGAAGAGGGUUUCUGAAUUCCGAUGAAACACUGUAUACAAAUCCAGAGACCAGAGAGUAUGUUUGCUUAUUUAAAGAAAACCAAGGUGAAUUUUUCAAGGCCUUUGCGGAGGGAAUGAUAAAGAUGGGAGACUUGCAAUCCGGGAGAGCUGGAGAAAUUAGGAGCAAUUGCAGGGUGGCAAAUAGAAGGCCUGUGGACAUUUUGUUAGAGUCUGGACUGUGAGAACUGAUGAGAAGAGGGAUUAAUAGAUUAGGGAGGUUAAGAAUUGAAAGGGAUUAAUGCAUAUAAAACUAGCAAAAUAAUAUAAUUGAGUGCAGUUAUAUUGUUCUCAUGGAUGAUGUUGCAGAAAUUGGGAUUGGUCAGUGAGAUGUUGCAUCAAUCUUAUGAUAAUGCAUGAGUAUGGUUUUGGUUGGAACCUUUGCAUAAAAACUC
Molecule: messenger RNA, 1205 nt
Organism: Pistacia vera
Lineage: Eukaryota; Viridiplantae; Streptophyta; Magnoliopsida; Sapindales; Anacardiaceae
Product: peroxidase 17-like
Exons: 3
Coding region: 6-995 (329 amino acids)
Biological process (GO): hydrogen peroxide catabolic process; response to oxidative stress
Molecular function (GO): heme binding; peroxidase activity
Source: RefSeq, a predicted model, not a curated record